AUGGCCUCUGCCCCCCAGGUGCUGGAGUGGGAGGAGCAGCAGCUGGACCAGCCCGUGGACUUCAGCAGCGCCAAGAUCGACCCCGCACCCUUCCAGCUGGUGGAGCACACGUCGCUGCACAAGACCCCCACCAUGCCACUGGCCCCCACUCUCCCUGCCACAGCCACCUGCAAAGAUUUUGAGACUGGAGGGAGCCUGAAGACAGGGAGGGAUCUCCAGCUUGAGGAACUAAGGCAGCCUGAAGCCAACUAA
Struthio camelus australis is the source of this 252-nucleotide messenger RNA. Lineage: Eukaryota; Metazoa; Chordata; Aves; Struthioniformes; Struthionidae. The record is from RefSeq and is a predicted model, not a curated record.